Molecule: messenger RNA, 450 nt
Organism: Symbiodinium natans
Lineage: Eukaryota; Dinophyceae; Suessiales; Symbiodiniaceae
Source: the annotation of a GenBank genome assembly
AUGGCUGGUGGCACCGGUCUGCUGAACUGGUUUGCAGAAAGUUUGAAUCGCGCCUUGCAGGCGGCAGAAUCUGGUGGCUACGAAGAUGGCGAAACUGGGAAGGGCAUCACUUACCGCACUGUCAAAGAGUGUGCUGAUCGAGAGGUAUCCCGUGCACUCAGCCUUGGUCGAGAGAAGUUCAAGCUCGAAAAGAAUCAGGUUGACUUCAAGAAGAUGCAGAAGAUUGGUGACCGCAUCGCGAAGUCCCUACCGGACUUUAGCGUUGGUAUUGGAUCUGAGGUCGUCACGAAGCCAGCUCAGGUUGCAAACGCCGCCUUUCAAAAGGUCAUGGACGUCAAAAUCAAAAGGGAGGAGUUCCGGGAGCACACGAACGACCGGGAGUUUGCUCUGGCCGAUGCAACCUGGCCAGCUCAGAGCUUCAAGCAAGGUUUGCCCAUGCUCGUCAUUUGA